Messenger RNA from Penicillium arizonense, 903 nucleotides. RefSeq lists its product as uncharacterized. The record is from RefSeq and is a predicted model, not a curated record. The transcript has a single exon. NCBI's taxonomy places the organism in Eukaryota, Fungi, Ascomycota, Eurotiomycetes, Eurotiales, Aspergillaceae. The coding region runs from base 1 to 903 and encodes 300 amino acids.
AUGUUCGCCGGCCUGAAUGGCCUUGGUCUGUGGCAAUCGGUGCCUCUAACUCCAAUUUCACUCUCAAACUCCUACCUCAUGCGCAGUAUUGGCUCCCUCGAGGUCGUGGGAGCAAUUUACGGAUCCCGCCGACUUCGUCCUUACGUUUUCACUAAGGAUGAUGCCAUUUCAAGCGAAGACCAACAACUCCGACACCUGAUUGCGCUGGAAGAAACCAAACAUAAUAUGUACAUUUUGCGCAAAGAUACCGAAGAAAAGUCCUUUCAUCUCAACACUCCACCUGUGGCAGCUCCGACCUACUGCCCACUUGUCACAACCAUCUCAAACCAGAUGACCGAUUACUUGUUGCAGCAACUGCUGGAGAAAGUCGAAAGGGAAGCUACUCUCGCUAAAGAAACAAACGAACGCAAUUUCCUCCUUGCCACCAUUGCAUUUGUUUUCCUUGUUGCGGGACAGUUCUUGGUGCUGCUGAACACAACUCAAACCAAGCACUCUAUUGCCGACAUGAAGCUGGUUCUGGGCGAAGGUCUUUACAAGUCAAUCAACAGCGACUUCCAGAGGCUUCACAAGCUACUGAAAAGUACCAUCCUUGAAGUGUGCGAACAACUCCAAACGGAUAUAGCAAGGUUCCGAAUGGAAUUCACUCAAGUGAAGGAUGUCUUUGGUGCCUUUGCGUUCAAAUGUGAGGACCAAUUCAAGUACUUCGCCCAUAUUACAGGAGCCAACCAGAGGACAAAUCAGCAGGUCAUUGACCAAAGACUGGAGGAGAUUGGCGAUGACAUGGAAAACCUUGUCCAAAUCGUUCCUCAGAUCCUGCAGGAGAUGCAAUUCAUGAAUGAUGCGGUGCGAAAUGCCACAGGGGGGUCAAAUGGGCACGCGAUCUCGCCCGACACAGCGGAUUAA